CGCUCCGCCCUCCUCUGCCUCUCAACCCUCUGGCGCCUGGAUACCUGAAGUUAUUAGGAGAAAUAAGGUAGCCGAAGGGACCACAUGGAAGUUGUGACAGCUCCCGGCGGCGCGCCCCUUUCUCGAGUGCCAGUUCCUGGGCUUGGGAAUCACCGCUGACACGUUGAAAGCAGGAGGUCCCCCUACCAGCCAGCCUGCCGGGAUGGGCCAUUGCUGCUGCAAGCCUUAUUACUGCCUUCAGUGCCUGGACAAGACGAAUGAAAGUGCCCUUGUGAAAGAAAAAGAACUGUCAAUCGAGCUUGCAAACAUCAGGGAUGAAGUUGCCUUCAACACAGCCAAAUGUGAGAAGCUGCAGAAGGAGAAGGAGGACCUGGAGCGGCGGUUCGAGGAGGAGCUGAGGAGGCUGGGCUGGCAGCAGCAGGCCGAGCUCCAGGAGCUGCAGGAGCGGCUGCAGGGGCAAUUCGAGAUGGAGAUGGCGCGCCUGCAGGAGGAGCACCACAGCCAGCUGCUGCGCAUCCGGUGCCAGCACCAGGAGCAGGUGGAAGAUAUCACCGCCAGCCAUGAGGCUGCUCUUCUGGAGAUGGAAAAUAACCACACGGUUGCCAUCGCGAUUCUGCAGGAUGACCAUGACCACAAAGUCCAAGAAUUGAUAUCUACCCAUGAACUUGAGAAAAAGGAAUUAGAAGAAAAUUUUGAAAAGCUGCGGCUGUCAUUACAGGACCAGGUGGACACACUGACCUUCCAGAGCCAGUCUCUGCGGGACCGAGCCCAUCGCUUCGAGGAGGCUUUGAGGAAAAACACCGAAGAGCAGCUGGAGAUUGCACUGGCCCCUUAUCAGCACUUGGAGGAAGACAUGAAGAGCCUGAAGCAGGUGUUAGAGAUGAAGAAUCAGCAAAUACACCAGCAGGAAAAGAAGAUUAUUGAGCUGGAAAAGCUGGCAGAAAAGAACAUUAUUCUGGAAGAAAAGAUCCAAGUCCUCCAACAACAGAAUGAAGACCUUAAAGCAAGGAUUGACCAGAACACAGUUGUCACCAGACAGCUGUCAGAGGAAAAUGCUAAUCUCCAGGAAUAUGUGGAGAAAGAGACCCAGGAGAAGAAGAGAUUGAGCCGAACCAAUGAAGAGCUGCUUUGGAAGCUUCAAACUGGGGACCCAACCAGCCCAAUUAAACUCUCCCCCACAUCCCCGGUUUACAGAGGCUCCUCAUCCGGGCCCUCCUCCCCAGCCAGGGUCAGCACCACGCCCAGAUGACGUCACCACGCGGCCUGCGGGAGCUCAGGCUUCUGUCCACCCCGGGGAGUGCUGACCAUGUGCUGGCCAAGUGCCGGCGGCCGCCAUGCGCGCAUGCUCAGUAGCUGCAUAAUGCAUCCUAGGCAGCAUCCUCUUCUGACCCCUGUGUAAGACUGUCGUGGUGUUGGCGCUUAGGAAGGUGUAAAUGGUAGAGUCUGGUGUGCAAAAACGUUUUACUAUAGUUAGAGCCAAAAGACAACUCCAAUUGUUCUUGAGUGAUGAACUUUCACUGCAGAAUUUCAGGUUAGUUUCAAAUAGCUCAAUUUUGAAUAUACAUUGAAUAAUCAUUGUGUACUGCACCGAUAUGUGUGUAUAUUUAGAUAUACGUAUAUACACAUGCAGCGGUUCUGAAUUGCAUUUUUUAUAACGUGAUUUGCUGACAUAUUUUAGUGAAGGUCAGCAGUUUUCUAACUUGUGCCUAAGAAUUAUUGGGAAAUGAAAAUGCAUUUCUAUCCAGCUUCCUAGGAAUAUUUCUACCCAAAAUAGAAAAAGGAAAAAAAAAAGAUACAGAGAAGAAGCGCCUUUUGAUCUACCACCAAGUGGUACUCUAACACAAACACCAGCGAUUUGUGAAUGAUAACUGCCUUUGGAACAAUUGGCUUCAUAGUCAACAUGACGUGAGGUCACUACUAUUCCAUCUGCAAGUUUUAGUUACAAAUCCUCCAGUCGUGAGUGGAUGAGGGAUAACAGUGGGAAGCCCUAAGGGGGUUGAAACGUUUUGCCAGUGUUACUCAUGACAGUGACUCAUCGAUACAGUCUUGUGACACAAGUUUUGCUUUUUUCCUAAGUGGCAUCUUGUAAUUGGUCAUAAGCUAUUAGUGCACCCUCAAAAAAAAAAAAAAAAAAA
Molecule: messenger RNA, 2135 nt
Organism: Ictidomys tridecemlineatus (thirteen-lined ground squirrel)
Lineage: Eukaryota; Metazoa; Chordata; Mammalia; Rodentia; Sciuridae
Gene: Mtus2
Product: microtubule associated scaffold protein 2
Cellular component (GO): nucleus; cytoplasm
Molecular function (GO): microtubule binding
Source: RefSeq, a predicted model, not a curated record